AUGAGGAGAGGAAAUGGCACAUUGGACACAGAUCUCAUUUUCCUCGGACUAUUUCCAAAUUUUAGAUACAUCAACUUCCUUAUCUCCAUCAUUUUCCUGAGCUACGUCAUUGCACUCGCUGGGAACUCCAUCCUGAUCCUACUAAUUUGGGUGGAUUCCCGACUCCACACUCCCAUGUACUUGCUCCUCAGCCAGCUUUCGGCCAUGGACUUAAUUCUUAUCUCCACCACCAUCCCCAAGAUGGUCACUGACUUCUGGGUGCAGAGGAGAACCAUCUCACAGAUUGGCUGUGGAAUACAGAUGCUGCUGUAUGUAGCCAUGACAGGCUCUGAGUGUAUCCUCUUGACCCUGAUGUCCUACGAUCGCUAUGUCGCCAUCUGCAACCCACUGAGGUACUCGGUCAUCAUGAAUCCCAGAGUCUGCCUGCAGAUGACUGCUCUCUCCUGGGUGUUUGGGUUUCUAAAUGCCUUGGCCCAUACUGUGCAUGUAAUGCAGUUUUCAUUCUGUGAUUCCAAGGAUAUUCAGCACUUCUUCUGUGAGAUUUCAGCUAUCCUGAAACUCUCCUGUGAUGAUACCUCUAUAUAUGAAAUGAUUUUGUUUGUCACAGGAAUUGUGUUCCUUCUCAUCCCCUUUGGACUCAUUCUGGCUUCCUACAGCCUCAUUUUCUUGCGUGUCUUUCAUAUGAAGUCCCCUGAAGGACAGAGCAAAGCCUUGGCCACCUGCUCCUCUCACCUCACAGUGGUGAGCCUCUAUUUGGGUUCAGGUGUCUUUCUCCUUAUGAUACCUCCAACAUUGUAUUCAGCACAGCAAAGCCAGGCUGUCUCCCUUUUCUACAACGCCCUCACCCCCAUGUUGAACCCCAUCAUCUACAGCCUGCGGAACAAGGAAGUGUUGGGGGCUCUGAGGAACGUGCUGAGGAUGGAUGUCAGUUCUCAAAUUGUAGCCAGAAGAGUUUAG
Messenger RNA from Choloepus didactylus (southern two-toed sloth), 957 nucleotides. Its product is annotated as olfactory receptor 2M5-like. Gene Ontology annotation, molecular function: olfactory receptor activity; G protein-coupled receptor activity. Gene Ontology annotation, cellular component: membrane. Gene Ontology annotation, biological process: G protein-coupled receptor signaling pathway. The record is from RefSeq and is a predicted model, not a curated record. The transcript has a single exon. Bases 1 to 957 code for a protein of 318 amino acids. NCBI's taxonomy places the organism in Eukaryota, Metazoa, Chordata, Mammalia, Pilosa, Megalonychidae.